AUGGGCAUAUUUCAACGAUCUCGCGCAGCCCCCGCCUCUCAAGCAUCGGUGGCAAGACGACAGGGUAUCCAUUGGCCGCUUUUUGUUCCCAGCGCAGUGCUCUGCGCUCUAUCAAUCACCAUAUUCAGCUUGAUAAGUUCCAUGGUGGCAUGGCUUCUUGAGCAGAAGCAUCAGGUGCACACAUAUCGAGUGGACUGGCCUGGAAAUCCUACACAAAUAAACGUUGAGCCUAAGAAGCUGUGGACAGACCAAGGGCACAUGAGCAACGGUUUGGCAGUGUAUGGGUUUUUCUUGGGCGUCUUUGGCAUGUUGACAGCAUGGAGGAUGACGAAGACUGGACAACAGGCCCGGAAAAGUCUUAGCGCCCUUGCCAUUCUGUUGUUGCUCGGUACCAUGUUCAGUCUGUCCGCCUUCAUCUUCGUCUUCGUAGUAACGUACCAGACGACUGGUCAGCACAUUCGCGAACCCAUCGCCCUCAACUCAGUCGGCAUCAACUACCCGUAUCAGACAUGGACACCUGAAACGUGGUUCCAGGCCGUCCUCGAUCUUCCUCUGGCAGACGGAGCGCAACACGCCCAGAUCAAAAGUAGGGUUAGGAGCAUGGUGGCCUGGCGGUGGAUGUUGAUUCCUCUUUUACUUGUAUAUAUGGCUGCAUUACAAACACACCUACACCUACACACAUACGCACUCCCCUCCUCUCUCUCUCCUACGAGAGGCUUCGCUAUGGGCUGGCUCAUCUACCUCGCCAUGCCCGCCGUGCUCGUCAUCGCCAUGCGCCUGCUCUCGCUCGUGCUGCCAGCGAAGCCUGCCCAGCUCGUGUCUUACUACGCCUUCGCAAUAAGCUCCUUCGUUCUGAUGUUGAGCUGCGCCCUAUAUGGCACACUCGUGGCUAUUCCCCUGCGCAUGGUGGGCUAUGGUGGACUUAUCCAAUGGACGGUUGGGCGGGCUUUCAAGUGGUGCAUGUGGCUAGGCACUGGCGUAACGUUUAGAGUGACCGGGAGCAUGAAGAAAGAGGGAGGUCUCAGUGGAGAAGAUGCCCUCAAGGACCGUCCUGCAGUGUUUGUGGGCAACCAUCAGACUGAACUCGAUGUCCUCAUGCUCGGCUGCAUGUUCCCCAAAUACACGUCCGUCACGGCCAAGAAAUCGCUCAAGUUUGUGCCUUUGUUAGGCUGGUUCAUGGCCCUCUCCAGAACCGUCUUCAUAGACCGCGCAAACCGCACCUCCUCCCGCGCCGCCUUCGACACGGCCGCCCACACGAUGAAAACAACGCGCCAGAAUGUCUUCAUCUUCCCCGAGGGAACGCGAUCCUAUGCCUCGAAACCCGAUCUCCUGCCCUUCAAGAAGGGCGCAUUCCAUCUCGCAGUACAAGCACAAGUUCCCAUUGUGCCGGUCGUCUGUGGUAACUAUUACCACGUUCUGGACGUCAAGGGCAAGAGAUUCACCCCGGGCGUGGUAGAUGUGUCAGUCUUACCCCCAAUACAAACGAAAGGAUUGGGACCAGAGCAUGUCGAUGGCCUGGUCAAGAAGACAAGAGAUGCUAUGAUGGAUGAGCUGAUUCGCUUGAGUCACGUCUCGGGCACGGGCAACGGCGAGCCUCUCCCGCGAACUAGUGCACUUGACGGGCAGGAGCGUAGUGAGCUGAGGAAACGGAAUUAG
Alternaria atra is the source of this 1656-nucleotide messenger RNA. RefSeq lists its product as uncharacterized. Gene Ontology annotation, biological process: phosphatidic acid biosynthetic process. The record is from RefSeq and is a predicted model, not a curated record. Gene Ontology annotation, molecular function: 1-acylglycerol-3-phosphate O-acyltransferase activity. Lineage: Eukaryota; Fungi; Ascomycota; Dothideomycetes; Pleosporales; Pleosporaceae. The transcript is spliced from 4 exons. The coding region runs from base 1 to 1656 and encodes 551 amino acids. Gene Ontology annotation, cellular component: endoplasmic reticulum; membrane.